This is a messenger RNA of Papaver somniferum (opium poppy), 591 nucleotides long. RefSeq lists its product as uncharacterized. Bases 1 to 591 code for a protein of 196 amino acids. The record is from RefSeq and is a predicted model, not a curated record. The transcript has 2 exons. Lineage: Eukaryota; Viridiplantae; Streptophyta; Magnoliopsida; Ranunculales; Papaveraceae. Gene Ontology annotation, molecular function: RNA-DNA hybrid ribonuclease activity; nucleic acid binding.
AUGAAGAAGAGACGACUUUCAUCUACUCUUCGAAUCUCAAUUUUCAUUGACAGUUUUACAGGAAAGUCCGAUACUUAUAGAAGUAAUUGCUGUCAGAACAAUGUUGCUUCAUGGGAAUCUCCUCCAAAUUGUGUCAUCAAAAUUAAUGUCGAUGCGGCCUUUAAUAAUGGUGAUGCGGCAGCAAUGGUUGUGGCCAGAGAUUCCUUUGGAAACCAUCUUGGAAGUGGUGUUAUUUGCUUCAAUACCAUAUCUUCUACUGUUGCAGAGGCUAAGGAUUAUGGAUUAGGUAUUCAUCUAGCAAAAAGACUGCAAUUUUCCAAAAUUAUCGUGGAAGGGGAUGCUUCAGACAUUCCUAAGUCUAUAAAAGGGAGUACGAAUGAGAUACCGUGGAGUAUUCGUUCAACAAUUCUCUCUAUCCGUGACCACAUCAAGGAUUUUAGUGAAAUUAGUUUUACUUCAGUUCCUAGAGAUGUCAAUUCUCUUGCACAUGAUUUAGCUCAAAGUGCAGUCCCUAAUAAUGUAAACAGAUGGUGGUCUUAUGAUGAACCACCUAAUUGUAUUAUGCAGCACCUCACUUUGUUUGAGGAUUAA